Carassius auratus (goldfish) is the source of this 2829-nucleotide messenger RNA. RefSeq names its product zinc finger protein 420-like. The transcript is spliced from 8 exons. Gene Ontology annotation, cellular component: nucleoplasm. The record is from RefSeq and is a predicted model, not a curated record. Lineage: Eukaryota; Metazoa; Chordata; Actinopteri; Cypriniformes; Cyprinidae. Gene Ontology annotation, molecular function: DNA-binding transcription repressor activity, RNA polymerase II-specific; RNA polymerase II cis-regulatory region sequence-specific DNA binding. The coding region runs from base 127 to 2829 and encodes 900 amino acids. Gene Ontology annotation, biological process: regulation of cytokine production; regulation of immune system process; negative regulation of transcription by RNA polymerase II.
CUAAAUUGGGUGAGUUUGAUUAGGGAUACAUAGAAAAUCUGCAGGAAGGCCUCUGGGACAUGUUUGGGAAGCAUUGGGUGAGAAACAUUCAGGACUGGAGCAGAAGUUGAAGAGGAGAUUGAAGACAUGAGUGAUCCAGAGCCAUUCAGAAUAAAACAUGAAGAUACUGAGGAACAAACAGACUGGACGGAAGUAAAACCGCAAAGACAUGUGGUGAAUGAAUGUUGUAAGAGCAAAACUUCAAGAAAAAAAGCCAAACAGCUGCACACCUGCUCACAGUGUGGAAAGAGUUUCAGACACAAAGGAAGCCUUAAGUUGCACACGAGGAUCCACACUGGAGAGAAACCUUACACAUGCCCUCAGUGUGGAAAGAGUUUUUCUGCAGCAUCAGGUCUCCGUUAUCAUCUGCGUAUCCACUCUGGAGAAAAGCCUUUUAACUGUGAUCAGUGCGGUAAAAAGUUUAUUUCAUCAUCAAGUCUAAAAGCACACCUGACAGUUCAUUCAGAUGAGAAGCCUCAUGUGUGUUCUUACUGUGGAAAGAGUUUUUCACGGCUGGCCAGUUGUAAACUGCACCAGAAAACACAUAAUGAAGUGAGAGAUCACAUGUGUUUUUUGUGUGGAAAGAGCUUUACUACAGUCUUCCGUCUGAAACAGCACCAAAGGAUUCACACUGGAGAGAAACCUUACAAGUGCUCCUAUUGUGACAAGAAUUUCACUCAGUCAGAAAACAUGAAAGUACAUGAGCGAGUUCACACUGGAGAGAAACCAUACCACUGUACUCAGUGUGGAAAGAGUUUUAAACAAAAAAACUCUGUAGCGAAACAUAUGAAAAAGAUUUCGCGCAUACAGUUGCAAGGUUCUGCUCGAUGUCGGCAGAACCGCAUUUUUACAGUUAAACUCCGCGCACGCAGAACAGCUGCGAGAUCUCGGUCUGCUACGAAGGCUUACACCAUCACCGACCCCCACUACUGCAUCUCGCCCACAGCAGAGGCGCCAAAAGUGGACCGGAGCAGACACCAGGAGCAGCUGCUGAAAAUGACUCAUACUAUGGUAAAGAUGGAGUCUGUUAAAGAGGAGAUUGAAGACAUGAGUGUCUCAGAACCAUCCAGAAUAAAACAUGAAGAUACUGAGGAACAAACAGACUGGAUGGAAGUAAAACAGCAAAAACAUGAUCUGAAUGAAGUGGAGGAGGAACAUUGUAAAAUCCAAACUUCAAGAAAAAAAGACAAACCUCUCAUCCCCUGCUCACAGUGUGGAAAGAGUUUCAGAGAAAAAGGAGGCCUUAAUAGACACAUGAGAAUCCACACUGGAGAGAAACCACACACCUGCUCACAGUGUGGAAAGAGUUUCAAACGCAAAGAAAACCUUAAGACACACACGAGGAUCCACACUGGAGAGAAACCACACACUUGUCCUCAGUGUGGAAAGAGUUUUACUGAUGCAUCAAGUCUCCGUUAUCAUCUGCACAUUCACUCUGGAGAAAAGCCUUUUAACUGUGAUCAGUGUGGUAAAAAGUUUAUUUCAUCAACAAGACUAAAGGCACACCUGACAGUUCAUUCAGAAGAGAAGCCUCAUGUUUGUUCUUACUGUGGAAAGAGUUUUUCACGACUGGAUAAUUUUAAACAGCACCAAAAAACACAUAAUGACGUGAGAGAUCACAUGUGUUUUGAGUGUGGAAAGAGCUUUACUAGAGGCUUACAUCUGAAACAACAUCAAAGGAUUCACACUGGAGAGAAACCUUACAAGUGUUCCUAUUGUGACAAGAGUUUCAUUCAGUCUGGAAGCCUUAAACUACAUGAGCGAGUUCACACUGGAGAGAAACCGUAUUACUGUACUCAGUGUGGAAAGAGUUUUAAACAAAAAAACUCUAUGCACAUGAGGAUCCACACCGGAGAGAAACCAUACACAUGCCCUCAGUGUGGAAAGAGUUUCAGAGACAAAGGAAGCCUUAAUAAGCACAUAAUAAUCCACACUGGAGAGAAACCAUACACUUGCCCUCAGUGUGGAAAGAGUUUUACUGCAGCAUCCGGUCUCAGUUAUCAUCUGCGCAUCCACUCUGGAGAAAAGCCUUUUAACUGUGAUCAGUGUGGUAAAAAGUUUAUUUCAUUGUCAAGGCUAAAAACACACUUGAUAGUUCAUUCAGAAGAGAAGCCUCAUGUGUGUUCUUACUGUGGAAAGAGUUUUUCACGACUGGGCAAUUAUAAACUGCACCAGAAGACACAUAAUGAAGUGAGAGAUCAUGUGUGUUUUGAGUGUGGGAAGAGCUUUACUAGAACUGAUCAUCUGAAACAGCACCAAAGGAUUCACACUGGAGAGAAACCUUACAAGUGCUCCUAUUGUGACAAGAGUUUCAUUCAGUCUGGAAACAUGAAAUUGCACAUGAGGAUCCACACUGGAGAGAAACCGUACACAUGCCCUCAGUGUGGAAAGAGUUUUUCUGCAGCAUCAGGUCUCCGUUAUCAUCUGCGUAUUCACUCUGGAGAAAAGCCUUUUAACUGUGAUCAGUGUGGUAAAAACUUUAUUUCAUCAUCAAGUCUAAAAGCACACCUGACAGUUCAUUCAGAUGAGAAGCCUCAUGUGUGUUCUUACUGUGGAAAGAGUUUUUCACGACUGGCCAGUUGUAAACUGCACCAGAAAGUCCAUAAUGAAGUGAGAGAUCACAUGUGUUUUUUGUGUGGAAAGAGCUUUACUACAGUCUUCCGUCUGAAACAGCACCAAAGGAUUCACACUGGAGAGAAACCUUACAAGUGCUCCUAUUGUGACAAGAAUUUCACUCAGUCAGAAAACAUGAAACUACAUGAGCGAUUUCCAGGUGCUUCAUUGGCAUGA